Molecule: messenger RNA, 2137 nt
Organism: Sander lucioperca (pikeperch)
Lineage: Eukaryota; Metazoa; Chordata; Actinopteri; Perciformes; Percidae
Gene: itgb1bp1
Product: integrin beta 1 binding protein 1
Exons: 7
Coding region: 430-1026 (198 amino acids)
Biological process (GO): negative regulation of substrate adhesion-dependent cell spreading; negative regulation of focal adhesion assembly
Cellular component (GO): lamellipodium; cytoskeleton; cell periphery
Molecular function (GO): integrin binding
Source: RefSeq, a predicted model, not a curated record
UGGCUAAAAUGUUACAAGUGGCACGGUAAUCAUACAUAUACAAAAACACUUUUCUGUAGGCUAAAGCUUUGUACACACUUAACAAUAUAUAUUAUCCACAGGCCUCUCGGCUCAAUACUCAACUUUAGAGUAGUUUUUGGAGUAGUUGUUCGUCGCGUCCCCUUUAAGUGGUGUUGGGUGUAGGCUGUGUGAAACUCGAAGGGAAGCUAAAGAGUCAAACUGAAGGUAACAGUUCUUUGAAGAAAUUUAACUCCAACGGCACAUUUAGACUGUUCAAACAGGUCUUAUGUAGCUGGCUCUAGAUUCCUCUAGGGCGUUUAACAAACCUCCAUGUGAAAGCUUUUCAACUUCAGUGUGAAAAUAAAUGCGGUGGGGGACAUUUAAGGUUAGGUGAGGCUGGAUGUCUGGAUGCAGUCGUCAUGGUGAAGGAUGUUCCGGAAAGUCAAAAAGCGCCACAGCAGCAGCAGCUCGCAAAGCAGUGAGAUCAGCACCAAAAGCAAAUCUGUCGACUCCAGUUUGGGAGGACUCUCCAGAUCCAGUACCGUCGCCAGCCUCGAUACAGAUUCCACCAAGAGCUCAGGUAACAGCACGUCUGAAACAUGUGCUGAGUUCCGUGUAAAGUAUGUGGGAGCCAUUGAGAAGUUACAGUUUGACAUGAGCAAGACCCUCCAGGAGCCUCUGGACCUCAUCAACUACAUUGAUGCCACUCAGCAAGAUGGAAAGCUACCCUUCGUGCCGGGAGACGAAGAGAUGAUUCUGGGAGUGUCAAAGUACGGAGUCAAAGUGGCGUCGCUGGACCAGUGUGAUGUGCUGCACCGGCACCCUCUGUACCUGAUAGUGCGUAUGCUGUGUUACGAUGAUGGCCUGGGUGCAGGGAAGAACCUCCUGGCUCUCAAAACCACCGAUGCAAAGCAAGAGGAGUGCAGCAUCUGGGUGUACCAGUGCAGCAGCUCGGAGCAGGCUCAGUCCAUCUGCAAGGUGCUGUCGGCUUCCUUUGACUGCGCUCUGACAUCAGACAAGUCCUGAGAGCAGGACGGGAGCUGAGAUCUGUCUAGAUGAGAAAUGAAACAAACGACAAAACCAGCAACAGUAAAUCAGAAGAUUCCCAAAAAAUUUAAAUCAUUUCCCUUUUGUCCAACUUUACUCUGUUUUCUUUAAGAGAGAUACACCUGGAGGACACAUCCUGUAUGUUUUCCAUGUUAGUUUGUAGGAAAAUAUCAAGCUCAGUUUGUGGUACGUACUAUCACCCGACUAUCAUUCUCCAGUUGAGACAAGUCUGUGAAUUUGUCUGAAUCAUUUCCUUUGAAUUUGUUUCCUUUACCUCAUGUGUUCCAUUGACUGUUCACAUAAAGUCAAGAGCAAAAAAGAAACAUUUAGAAAAAAAGUAAAUUGUUGCAUUUUUUUUUAAAGCAUUGGAAUAAGUGAACAAUGUAAAUGAUUCAUAAUUAAUGUAAGUGAUGGUAGAAAAUGGUACAUAAUAUCUCUACCCAGCUGUGUCAAUAUGGGAAACAUUCUUCAGAGGAGAAAAUACCCGGUACAAACAUUUUACAACAUGCAUUUUGUUUCUCUUCAUGUGGAAACCACUCAGAUCUCUUUUUAACUUUAGAUCUCCUUUUGUGUGUUUUGUUGUGUAUGCUGAAACAAACAGUAUUGGCAUAGCAGUCACUUUUUUGACUCAAAGGUACAUUAUACAAAGCUAAAAUCUAACUGUGUGUGUGAAGUCUUACUCUUUUUUUUUUUUUACUUGUGGGAUAUACUCAUUUUUAAUGACAGUUUUGACUUUUAUUGUAUCUUGUUUUAAAGUUUCUUGGUACCAAAAGCUUUGAUGUGUUUUCAUUUUUUUUAAUUCUUUGUUUUUAUGCAGUGGAUAAAAAUGCAUUAAAUACAUUAGACUUACUGAAACCACAUAAAUCCUAACUGUUAGGCUGUUAGAAGCAUAUGAAAGAUUUCGGAGGAAAAAGCGUGUUUACAGUCGUGGUACUUACUUGACUUCAGUGUACAUAAUAAUAGCCCAUUCCUCCUUAUUCUGUCCUCCUUUUCAGCACUGACCUGUUAAGAUUGGGUUGAAAAUGUGCGACAUUAAGGAAAUUAAAGAAUUUGAUCUGGUAGAAUAAAGGCUUUUGUUUUGUUUUUGAAG